AGUUCAUAUUUCAGAGAAUUGUCUCACUGUAUUGAGCAAUGCCUUACAGCACCUCAAGUGUACUGAGCCAGUGUCUGAGUUCCAGUUGUGGGUGAAGCUAGUGAAAGAGGACAAAGAAGAGUUAUUGCAAGGUCACGAAUGUAUAUUUGCUAUUCAGAGCCAUCACAAUAGACACCAGAUUGACCUCACUAAUGACUCCAAUCCUCAGCAACUCGAGUUUGUCGUGAGACGAAAGCCCCAGCACGACAUAACACGGACUUCAUCCAGGAGUGGACUGAGGAGGAAGAUUAGAAUGUUAAAGAAGAGAUCAUACAAGCCAGUCAAAAUGUUCUCGGUUCCAUUGGAGGACAUUAUAGUGAAUAAUCAGCUCCCAGAGAAGCUACAAGAGAUGCUGAUAAGACUGUGGGUGGAUGGAGCUACCACUUCAGGAAUAUUCAGACUCAAUGGGAAUGCAAGAAAAAUAAGAGAAGUCAAAGAAGCCAUUGAUGGAAGAAAAUCAGUUGAUAUUGCUGAUGAAGGAAUCCAUGUCAUCUCAUCUCUACUUAAAGAGCUGUUAAGGAAUGUUCCAGGUGGUAUAUUACCAUCCUCCCGAUACACUGAGUUUGUAGCUACUAAUGACAUUGCUGAUGAAACCACUAGAAUCCAACAAAUCAGAAAGGUAUUGGGUAAACUCCCUGCACCUAAUCAAGUAUUUCUACGCUACCUACUGCCCCUCCUCCAUCACAUAGCCCAGUAUGAGGAACUGAACAAGAUGAGCACUACCAAUCUUGCCAUAUGCUUUGCCCCCUCUCUCCUUGAGCCAGACUAUUCCCUCGCAGUCAUUAAGAACGAGGCCCCCACACUAGUCGAGUUCAUGAUAAGACACUCCAUGGAGAUAUACAAUAACGAGUUGCCUGAGCUCUUCCGUCAGGCUGAUAUAGGACCUUCUGAGGCCUCCGAGAGUGAGAGAGAAAUGGGACCUGUACAAUACGUUAAAGUUAAAGAUGACGAUACCUCAGGUGGGGGCACCAUCUCCAGUAACGGCUCAAGGAAGUACUACCAUCAGCGAAACUUGAGCAUGGAGUCAACCUGUACCUCCGCCAGCGAGGACUCUUUCGAUGAAGACGACCAAUCGAGUUACCAGCACCUCUCACAGGCUGACGGGAACAUGACUCUGUUAUCAACCUCUUCAAGAGGUCAGGUCUCACUCCUGAGUGGCAGUAUUAGCACUGGGGUAGAAGGAGACAUGUCUGACAACGAGGAUGAUGAGAGUAUGGGUGGUACUUAUGAUAGAACCAAGUGGCCGAUCACGACACGUCAGGCUACUGGGGUCUGGUCCCGGCCGCCGUACUUAGAUGCAAAAUCAAGAAGACACUCGUUUGUAUCUCAAUCUCUUAGCACUAAACACUAUACACCUGAUCUAGCAUCUUCAUCGAUACUGGGGGCAGGGGGAGGGGUUGGGGGUAUCUCCCCUCUCUCUCGCUCAAGGAACUCCUCCCACGGGAUUGGUUCUCCGAUGUUCCCUCAUCGUGUUGAUCAUUUAGACUCUGAGACCACGAGAGUAGGAGGAGGAGGAGGAGGAGUGAUGCAUCCUGAUCCUGGGACCAGUAACAGCGGUAGCAGCAGCAGUGGGAGCGCUCGCAAGAAAAGAAAGAAGCCAGGUCACUCCAACUCAUUCUCAAAGUCGUCAGAUCUCCCCCACAUAGAGCCACGCAUCCCCCAAUCAACCUCUUUCUCUUACGCUAACGAUUACGAUUCACUUUUACCGGCAGCCGCUGACAGUAGACCGCGGAGUCACACUGUAGCAACUAGUUCAUCGUCUCGUCCCCUGACCCACUCAGUGACUGGUAGGGACACUCUAACAACAUCACUUGAGGCCGGAGGUAGCAGCAGUAUAUCAGGCCCUGGGAGCAGGGUCUCCAGUGCUGGGAUGACCCGCAGUGGAGGCUGGAAUCAACAAGGACUCUCGUCAAAUCGUCGGAGUGGCUCGCCUGAUGAUUCACUGGCAGAGUUCAUGAACACUCCUUUCUCUAAGCUUAACCCAGAGCUCAUUAAACAGACCAUCAGUCAUAGGUUUAAUCUCACGACUACUGGAAGCACCUCUUCUACAGCUGAUAAGAAAAGCUCACCACCUCCUGCAAAAGAAGACAUUAAAUCCUCAAGACUCAAAGAGAGCAGUGAUACUAAGACCACACCUAGUGCCAGUAAAUACUCUUCGUAUCAGCAGCAAUCCUCACCGUCUCACCAGAGACAAAUGAAAAGAGUUGAAUCGGUGGAUUCAACUACUGCUAGCAUUGACGACAGACCAGAGGCAGAGAGACACUUGAAUAGCCUCCCACGCUCUCAGAACUCUACCGGGUCACUCGGGAGAAGGAGCAUGUUUGCCACGAGUGAUAUCCUGUCCCUGGGUUACAAUAACCAGUCAGAGAGUGGAUCACAGCUCACUAUUGGGAGUGGGGCCGGGUAUAGCUCUGACACUGAGAGCUCUCCUAGCAGGACUUUAAACAGACCAGACAAACUCUCUGAGGUGACUGGCAGCCCGUACACUAUACCAUCACGAUACUCCAAGUAUAACAAUGACAAUAACACACCCUCACCAAAGGCUCCAGAGUCCUUUGACAGACCUCCAUCCAUUGAGGAACAUUCUUUGCAGAAAUCGCUAGACGACUCGUCCCGUCAGUCCAGAUCUAGCUUAUCUUACUCUACGCGUGAGUCCUACGUUAAGAAGAGAUCCUCGCUGACGUCUCAGUCACUCUCAAGCAGCAAAGGCAGACACAGUGGAGGAGAUUGGGAGCAGUCCGACGGUGACAGGAACUUUACUCGGUCUUUGCAAGAACCACCCGCUAGCGGCUCCUCAUCUUCCGAAAAAAUAAUAACUCUCUCCUCAAAAUCAUUUGACGAUAAGAUCGGCCCCAUGCCAGCACCUCACAUUGGUACUAGACAGUUAGGCUCCAAUUUAGCUUCGCACGAUCAUAAAUCCCGCUCCAUGCCUGGAGAGAGGAACGUUACUAGAAAGCAUACUGUGGAAGGUAGAGGGACUGGGGCUGUCUCUUACGUGAAGACCGAGAGGGUUGUGCGUUACGAACUACCUGUCCCUAAGAAGAUUCGGAGAAUAAAUCUCCGUGCUUACAAUAACGCAAAGUAACUUUUUUCAUCAUAUUGUGUCAAUGACGCUUCUUCCUAUUACUUUUCUAUCAAUUUUUGUCAUUUUCUCAUUGUGUAUUCUUCUUGUCUAUUAUACAUGUUAGAAUAUUAUUAUUAUUAUUAUUAUUAUUAUUAUUAUCAAUAUUAUUAUUGUUGUUUUAAGGCAGAACGUGCAAUUAUUCUUCUUUGUAUUGUUUCUAUUUUUGUUAUAAUAUUUUAUGUAUUUUGACAAUAAUGCAACUGUUAUUCAUGUUUUUUGUAAACUGGAAAA
Molecule: messenger RNA, 3394 nt
Organism: Amphimedon queenslandica
Lineage: Eukaryota; Metazoa; Porifera; Demospongiae; Haplosclerida; Niphatidae
Product: serine-rich adhesin for platelets-like
Exons: 7
Coding region: 293-3124 (943 amino acids)
Biological process (GO): signal transduction
Molecular function (GO): GTPase activator activity
Source: RefSeq, a predicted model, not a curated record